Messenger RNA from Talaromyces atroroseus, 1410 nucleotides. RefSeq lists its product as hypothetical. NCBI's taxonomy places the organism in Eukaryota, Fungi, Ascomycota, Eurotiomycetes, Eurotiales, Trichocomaceae. The transcript is spliced from 5 exons. Bases 1 to 1410 code for a protein of 469 amino acids. Gene Ontology annotation, cellular component: COP9 signalosome. The record is from RefSeq and is a predicted model, not a curated record. Gene Ontology annotation, biological process: ubiquitin-dependent protein catabolic process.
AUGGAGGACGCUCUCCAUCAACUCCUCUCUUUCCCUUCCCCGUCGGUCACCGCCCACGAGACCUAUGAGACGCAUGCUCGUGACUUCAUAGCUUCUACCCGCGAAGUGCUUGCCAACGCAUUUGACGGCUCAGAUAAAUUUUACUCUUUGCUAGAUCAUGUUGACCCCUCCACGCAUUCGCUUUCCUACCUCCUCCUCUUGAAUUUCCUCAUUCUCGAGACGAAAAGGAAAUCCCCCAAGGCGGCCUUCGAUGACCUGCGAGCUGGGAGACAGCUUUUGCCAAGGACACUCACCUUUUUAAACACGUUCGAUCCCAGUCAGAUUAGCUACGCAGCAAACGAGUACCGCAAUAUAUUGGGUUUCAUUCUUAAGGUGGCCGAGAUGGAGAACAAGCCAUUUGUAGCAGUCCGACCCAUCAAGAAUGCCAUAUUUAAAUUGGACCCAGCAUCUUCCACUCUUACAAUUGCCCACGUCUACUUGGCUCGAAUGAGUCUUUUAGCUAGAGCAUACAAGUUGGCACGGCCAGUGCUUGACCAAACCAUAUUUGCGAUUCCUAGUGCGGCAGACCAACUCACGUACACUGAUCAUAUGAAAUAUUUCCUCUACGGUGGAAUGAUAUAUAUGGCACUGAAAGAAUGGAGCAAGGCGCGACACUUCCUGAGCAUCGUCAUAUCUUCUCCCGUGAUCAAUUCAAUUAGUCGGAUUAUGGUAGAAGCCUACAAAAAAUGGGUCUUGGUGAAUCUCCUCGAGAACGGCACGACUGCUUCACCACCCAAGGUCACGUCACCUCUUGCGCUGAAAGUCUUCAAGGCACUUGCACGCCCUUAUGAUGCAUUGGCAACUGCUUUUAUAUCAGGAAAAUGGGAGAAGUUAAGGGAUGAGGCGGAAUUUGGGCAAACAAUAUGGCGCACAGAUAAAAACAACGGCCUGGUACAACAGGUUUUAAUACAUUUUCGAAGGCAAGCAGUGCGCGGCCUUGGUUCUACUUUCGCUGCGGUUACUACGACGGACGUCUCAGAGCGGGCUUUGUCAAACACUAUGGAUGUGCUUGAGACCGAGCGAUUCAUUGUAGCUCUUGCGAUUCAGGAGGGGUUUGCUACUUCGCUGAUACAUCCAUCGAAGGAUUCAAAAGCCUCGAUGCUCCGCUUCUUGACAGACCGCAUGGAACCAAGCAUUGACAUCGAAGUUUCCUUGGAGGAACAACUGAGAUUGCAGCAUCAGAAGCUAGAGCAUCUCGCUCGUAGCGUGCAAGCCAGCGACAGAAAGCUAGAAUUCAGCAAGGAGUAUGUCAACUAUCUGCGUAAGACUCAAAAACGCAACGACGCUACUUCAAAGGAUGGUGGGUUUGUGGGAAGACCGAAAGACCAAAAUAUCGAUAUAGACGAGGAUAUGAUGGAUGACCUGCAAUAA